Molecule: messenger RNA, 1648 nt
Organism: Cloeon dipterum
Lineage: Eukaryota; Metazoa; Arthropoda; Insecta; Ephemeroptera; Baetidae
Product: carboxypeptidase B-like
Exons: 7
Coding region: 182-1555 (457 amino acids)
Biological process (GO): proteolysis
Molecular function (GO): zinc ion binding; metallocarboxypeptidase activity
Source: RefSeq, a predicted model, not a curated record
GCGAGUGCUGAGAGAGACCGACGUGACGUCACGCAAUUGUGAAUUGACCCCCUCGUAGACUCUCUCAUUCACGGCAGUCCGUCUCAGGUAGGGAAGGUUGAUUAGUCAGUCCUGUCCCGUCGCUCCUCCACUCACAGUAUCAGCGUCUCUGCAACUGCGGCGGCUGCUCAUCUCGCUCCCGAUGGCCUUUUCGCGGGCCACCUUCCUCCUCGCAGCCCUUCUGGCCGCCCUCGUCGUCAUCACGAGCGUGCAAGGUAGCGGCCAGGACGAAGAUGCGUUGGACCGGGAGUCACUGCAGGAAGACGUGUCUCUGGACAACGACCACGCUGUCUCCUACAAGGGCUACAAGCUGCUUUCCGUGGCGCCGGUGACCAAACGACAGAGGAAGUCGGUCAUAAGACUCGCUGGAAAGCAGGGCGUACAGUUUUGGCUGGCGCAGAGAAAUGCCACCGGCAGCUUUGUGGCGCAAAUCCUGGUCGCACCAGGGGCGGUCGCCAGGGUCACCAGGAGGCUCAAGGACAAGGGCGUCGACUUCAAGAUCGUCAUCCAAGAUUUGCAGAAUGCAAUUAACAACGACGUUACGUCUCUGCGAGACACCGAUGCCAUCGAAAGCGGCAGGCCUUUCGUCUGGGACAAGUUCCACCGAUUGUCAGCUAUUUACGCGUACAUGCAUCAGGUGGCACGUCAACACCCUGAGCUGGCCGAGGUCAAGACCAUCGGCAAGUCCACGGAAGGUCGCGAUCUGCUGGUGCUCAAACUCGGAAGGAAGUCGCAGAGUGUCAAACCAGCAAUGUGGAUUGACGGAGGUGUUCACGCUCGUGAGUGGAUCUCGCCAGCGGCGGUGACAUACAUCAUCCGCGAACUACAAAAGGACACCGGUCUGCUGAACAAAAUGGACUUCUACCUGAUGCCGGUGGCCAACCCUGACGGCUACGAAUACUCGCACACCAAAGACCGGCUGUGGCGCAAAACCCGUUCAAUGCACAGAGCCGCAAACGCGACAAAGACCGCCUUGAAAAGAAGCCGCCCGUGUUACGGGGUUGACGCUAACCGCAACUGGGACAGCCACUGGGGACAGCGCGCCGCUUCCAUGGACCCGUGCAGCAACAACUAUCAAGGACCGCAUCCGUUUUCUGAGCCGGAGACCAAAGCCGCCUCCGAGUUUAUCCUGAGGCUCGCGCCGGCUGCCUACCUUUCGCUGCACUCGUACUCGCAGCUCUGGCUGAUGCCGUGGGGACACAGCGACGAGCCCUCCCGACACGACCUGCAGCUCAGGAAGGUCUCCUUGAAGGCGGUCGAAGCCAUCCAGGACGUGUCUGGACACACUUACAAGACGGGCUCCAUCAACACGGUUCUCUACCCGAUUUCAGGUAGCUCACUGGACUGGGCCCACGAAAAAGCUGGCAUCCGAUACGCAUUUUUGGUCGAGCUAGGAGACACCGGCGAUUAUGGUUUCGUUCUUCCUGCCUCAGAAAUCGAACCUACGGGGAAGGAAAUGCUCGCGGCCGUGCGAGAAGUCGCGAAGGCGGCCAUUGAAGAUGCUAAGAGCAAGUGAAAUUAAUUUCAUUGCUCAGCAGUUAAUCAAUAACUUAUAAAAUUAUCAUUCAUUGUAAAUGCGUACGUCGUAAAUAAAACCAUUCAAAAAUUU